Messenger RNA from Pungitius pungitius (ninespine stickleback), 796 nucleotides. It is a transcript of the gene ccl25b, whose product is annotated as chemokine (C-C motif) ligand 25b. Gene Ontology annotation, cellular component: extracellular region. The transcript has 5 exons. NCBI's taxonomy places the organism in Eukaryota, Metazoa, Chordata, Actinopteri, Perciformes, Gasterosteidae. The record is from RefSeq and is a predicted model, not a curated record. The coding region runs from base 144 to 440 and encodes 98 amino acids. Gene Ontology annotation, biological process: immune response. Gene Ontology annotation, molecular function: chemokine activity.
UAAGUGUGGUAAGAGGGAGGGCGCACACACACAAGUGUGCACUAUAUUAGAGGGAUCAGAGCAACAACAGCAACGCAUCCUGUGAAAGACUGAACGUGAGCAGUCGGCGCAGCGAUCCAACAAGAGCAACAGCAGCCACAGCCAUGAAGUCCCAGGCUCUUCUCCUGCUCCUGGUCCUCUCCUGCAUGUACCUGUGCCUCGCACAAGGCUCGUACGGCAACUGCUGCCUCGGCUAUCGUCACGCGUUAGCAGAAAGAGUAAAGAAAAACAUUGAAAGCUACAGGAUGCAGGAGACAGAUGGGGAUUGCAACAUCAGAGCUGUUGUGUUUAUGAUAAAGAAGAAGCCGUCACAUGCAAAACAGUGGACUCGCUGUGCCAAUCCGGAUGAGCCUUGGGUCCAGAAGGUGAUCGAGAAGCUGAAUAUGAGGAGGCAGAAGUGAGCACUUGGAGUUUAACGACGGAGGGACGGGGGGGCAAGAGGAGAGCCGAUGUUUCACCCACCCCCCCGUUGUUUGGGCACCAUAUAUCACCUUUAACCACAUGAAGUACGUUUUUGUGCAUGGUUCAACAUAAGACGAACAAACUAUACCCUCAUUGCUAUUGCCAUUUAGCUAAAAUCCUUCACAAGAGACUAUGCAUUUCUCUUUAAUAUGUAGCAGCUUGUAUUUUACAGACUAUAUUUGUGUGCGUGAUGCAUAUGUUAAAACACGAUUGGGGAUAGGUUUGAUGUUUUUUGAAUAAAAGGUUUUCAAGUGUUUGUAUUUUUGUAUCAAAUAAAGAGUCAAUACAAACCCAA